CUACCAGCCACCUCUCUCUUCCUCUCCUUCACUCAAUCUUCUUCUCCAUCUCUCUUCUGUCUCUUCUCCUCCGGUCCUCCGGUCUCUGCUAUGCCAGCUCACACCAGCAGCGUGUCGCCCGAUCCCAGACCGACAGCCCGUCAGCGGUCAUCCUGUCCGAGCCUUGACAUGGACAUGUGUGUGCGGGAUAUUCGCGAUUGAUCUUCGGGCGUAAUUUAUUUUUUUGUUUUGUUUUUUUUGUUGUUGUUUUGCUUUUUUUUUCUUUUUUUAAUUUUGUAUAACAACGAAAGAAAAAGGAGGAGGGGGGCGGCCGUCCUCUUUUACCCCCCUCCGCUUCCUUCAGCCAAGCAGAGCGGCAAGGUGGGGAGAAGGCUUUAAAAUUAAGCCAGCUUGGAUUUAUUUAACAGCAAAAUGACGGAUUUGGGAGCGCCGGGGCUGCUGCUGAUGAGGAGGAGGAGGCUGAACGUGAAGAACACGGGCAGGCUGAGACGCGACCUCCCGCUUCUCCUCCUGCUGGGGCUCCUCUUCGGGGAUUUCUCCUCGUCCAAGGCUGAAUCCUGUGGCGGUGUAGUCCAAGGACUGAAUGGUACCAUAGAAUCACCCGGUUUCCCGCACGGCUAUCCCAACUACGCCAACUGUACAUGGCUGAUAAUAACAGGGGAGAGGAACCGGAUCCAGCUAACCUUCGUCACGUUGGCGCUGGAGGAAGACUUUGAUAUUGUAUCAGUUUACGAUGGACAACCAUCACCUGGCAACUUGAAAAUGAGGUUGUCAGGAUUCAUGCUGCCCUCCCCUAUAGUCAGCAGUGGAUCUAUAUUGGCCUUGUGGUUUACCACAGACUUCGCCGUCAGUGCACAGGGCUUCAAAGCUGUAUAUGAAGUCCUGCCCAGCCACACAUGUGGCACUCCCGGCCUCAUUCCAAACGGAGUCAUUCAUGGCUCGCGGUACAACAUGGGGGACAAGAUCCGAUACAGCUGUGAGUCCGGUUUUGUGCUGGAAGGACACAGCAUCCUCACGUGUAUUGUAUCGCCUGGCAGUGGAGCACAGUGGGACUUCCCGUCACCGUUUUGCAGAGCCGAGGGAGCAUGUGGCGGUACAUUAAGAGGCACUGCGGGUUCGAUAACCAGCCCUGGAUACCCCGCAGAGUACGACAACAACCUGGACUGCACGUGGUCAAUCCUGUCCGAACCCGGGGACACUAUAGCUCUCGUCUUCAACGACUUCUUGUUAGAGGACAAAUAUGACUUCCUGGAAAUCAGCGGGACAGAGGCGCCCAGCAUAUGGCUGACUGGCACAACCCUGCCUUCACCAGUGAUAUCAAGUAAGAACUGGCUGAGGAUACAUUUCACCUCAGACAGCAACCAUCGAAGAAAAGGAUUCAGCGCUCAGUACCAAGUGAAGAAAGCAAUAGAGCUGAAGUCCAGAGGGGUGAAGAUGAUGCCCAGCAAAGACUCCAGUCACAAAAAUGCCGUCUUGAGUCAAAGUGGGCUUGCUGGUGAUGUUUGUCCAGAUCCUGGUGUUCCAGAAAAUGGCAAGAGGAUGGGCUCCGCCUUCCAAGUUGGCUCCAGUGUCCAGUUCAGUUGUGAUGACAGCUAUGUACUACAAGGAUCUAAAAGUAUCACCUGUCAACGAGUCACCGACACACUAGCUGCCUGGAGUGACCACAGACCCAUCUGCAGAACUCGUACAUGUGGCAGCAACCUAAGGGGGCCCAGAGGGAUCAUAACUUCUCCUAACUACCCUGUUCAAUAUGAGAACAACGCACACUGUGUGUGGGUCAUUGCUGCAAUGGACUCUGAGAAGGUGAUAAAGCUGUCAUUUGAGGAGUUUGACCUGGAAAGAGGAUAUGACACAUUAACUGUGGGAGAUGGAGGGAAGAUUGGUGACACUCGGAGGGUACUCUACGUACUAACUGGCUCCAGUGUCCCCGACCUCAUCGUCAGCUUGUCCAAUCAGAUGUGGCUACACCUGCAGUCUGAUGACACAAUCGGUUCUGCAGGGUUCAAGGCUGUCUAUGAAGAGAUCGAACGAGGAGGUUGUGGUGAUCCCGGGGUGCCAGCAUUUGGUCGCCGUAGCGGGGAUCGCUUUCAACACGGUGACGUGCUGACCUUCUUUUGCCAGUCGGCCUUUGAACUAGUGGGAGAGAGGACUAUCACAUGCCAGCAUAAUAACCAGUGGUCUGGCAAUAAACCCAGUUGUAUCUUCUCAUGCUUCUUCAACUUCACGGCUCCAUCGGGGACUAUAUUGUCCCCAAACUACCCAGAGGAGUAUGGAAACAACCUGAACUGUGUGUGGUUGAUUAUCUCUGAACCAGGGAGCCGCAUUCAUCUUCUAUUCUCCGACUUUGACCUGGAGCCACAGUUCGACUGGUUGGUGGUCAAAGAUGAAGGCCUGUCUGAGCAAACAACAUUUGGGACGUUCUCAGGGAAAGAUGUUCCGUCACAGAUCGCCUCGAACGGACACAUCAUGAGACUGGAGUUCCAGUCUGAUCAUUCGAAUACUGGAAAAGGCUUCAAUAUCAGCUACACCACCUUUGGUCAGAAUGAGUGUCAUGACCCGGGGGUUCCUGUCAAUGGUCAGAGGUAUGGUGACCAGUUUCAGCUCGGCAGCUCCGUGGCUUUUCGCUGUGACCAAGGAUUCAUUAGAACACAGGGGUCUGAUCAGGUGACUUGUAUCAUCCAGGAUGGAAAUGUUGUUUGGUCUGCGGCUGUACCUCGCUGUGAAGCUCCAUGUGGAGGCCAUCUCACAGCUCCUACUGGUGUUCUGCUGUCUCCUGGUUGGCCCUCCUUCUAUAAAGAUUCUCUGAACUGCCAGUGGGUGAUUGAAGCCCAGCCAGACCAUGCUGUGAAGAUCCACUUUGACAGGUUUCAGACUGAGGUCAACUAUGACACACUGGAAAUCAGGGAUGGCCCCUCCACCUCGUCUCCUCUUAUCGGCGAAUACCAUGGCACCCAAGCACCUCAUUUCCUGAUUUCCACAUCCAACGUCCUCUUCCUGUUGUUCACCACGGACAAUAGCCGCUCUGCAGCGGGCUUCAGCAUCAGAUAUGAAAGUGUGAGAAUGGAGUUAGACUCCUGUCUUGAUCCCGGUAUACCAGUCAAUGGUCGUCGCCAUGGCAGCAGCUUCUCCAUUGGCUCUCGUGUAUCAUUUACAUGUGACCUAGGAUACACACUGAGUGAUCAGGAGCCAAUUGUCUGUGAGCAAAAUCAUCAGUGGAGUCACGCUCUUCCCAGUUGUGAUGCUCUUUGUGGAGGCUAUGUCUAUGGUAAAACAGGGACAAUUCUGUCUCCUGGCUUUCCUGACUUCUACCCAAAUUCUCUGAACUGCACCUGGACUAUAGAGGUGUCUCAUGGGAAAGGAGUCCAUCUGGUUUUCCACACCUUCCAUCUGGAAGAGAACCAUGACUACCUUUCCAUCAUUGAAGACGGCAAUUUUCAGGUUCCAGUAGCGCGACUGACCGGCUCAGUGCUGCCCCCUAGUGUCAAAGCAGGGCUCUAUGGGAACUUCAGCGCUCAGCUACGUUUCAUCUCGGAUUUUUCCAUGAGUUAUGAAGGCUUUAAUAUUACUUUCUCAGAAUACGACUUGGAGCCAUGUGAGGAUCCCGGUGUUCCGGCAUACAGCAGGCGGAUGGGAUUCAGAUUUCGAGUUGGCGACUCACUGGCCUUCUCUUGUUUCCAUGGCUACCGACUUGAGGGAGACAGCAAGAUCACUUGUCUGGGAGGCGGCAGGCGAGUCUGGAGCAACAUACUCCCGCGAUGUAUAGCGGAGUGUGGAGCCUCCUCACUAGGACCAGAAGGCGUUCUCCUGUCUCCUAACUUCCCAUCCAACUACGAUAACAACCAUGAGUGCAUCUACCGCAUCACUACUGAAAAGGGCAAAGGAAUCAGGCUGAAAGCUGAGAGCUUUUCAUUGCAAGAUGGAGACUAUCUCAAGGUGUAUGAUGGAGAGAACACUUCAUCCCGUCUCCUUGGCAACUUUACACGUGAUGGCAUCAUGGGUCAUAUCAUCAAUAGUACAUCCAAUCGCUUGUGGCUGGAGUUCAACAGCAACGCUUCUGGAACUGAUCAGGGCUUCCGCCUCACAUACACAAGUUUUGACCUAGUACGCUGCGAGGAGCCAGGUGUCCCUAGUUAUGGCUAUAAGAUCCAGGAUGAUGGUCAUUAUGCCAACACUUUUGUGUUGUAUUCCUGCAACCCUGGAUACAGCCUCCAUGGCAGCAGUACAUUGACCUGCCUCAGCGGUGACAGACGUGUCUGGGACAAAGCACUACCUUCCUGUAUCGCGGAGUGUGGAGGUCACAUAACUGGAGCAGUGUCUGGGCGGAUUCUGUCGCCAGGAUAUCCUGCUCCAUAUGACAACAACCUUCACUGUACCUGGACUAUAGAGGCUGACACAGGCAAGACAAUCAGCCUCCACUUCAUUGUCUUUGACACUGAGGUCGGCCACGAUAUCCUCAGAGUUUGGGAUGGUCCAUCUGGGCCAUCAGAUGGAGGGAUCCUUUUGAAAGAAUGGUCUGGCCCAGCCUUACCUGAAGAUAUCCACUCGACCUUCAACGUACUCACACUGCAGUUUGAUUCUGAUUAUUUCAUCAGCAAGCAAGGAUUUUCUAUACAAUUCUCCACUACGACAGCAACAACCUGCAAUGAUCCAGGCAUCCCUGUCAAUGGUUCUCGAUAUGGGGACAGUAAGGAGCCGGGUGACAGUAUGACGUUCCAGUGCGAUCCAGGCUACCAGCUGCAAGGCCAGGAUACCAUCACAUGUGUGCGGAUGGAUAACAGGUUCUACUGGCAGCCUGACCCUCCAACAUGUAUAGCGACAUGUGGGGGUAACGUCAGUGGGCCUUCUGGAGUAAUUCUGUCUCCGAACUACCCCCAGCCUUACCCCGCAGGGAAAGAGUGUGAUUGGAGGAUCAGAGUGAACCCUGACUUUGUCAUUGCUCUUAUCUUCAAAAGUUUCAACAUGGAGCCAAGUUACGACUUCCUGCAUAUCUACGAGGGGGAAGACUCUAACGGGCCGUUACUAGCAAGUCUCCAAGGCAACCAGGCCCCAGAUCGCAUAGAGAGCAGUGGUAACAGUCUCUUCCUGGCGUUCAGAUCUGAUGCCUCACUGGGCAUGUCUGGGUUCGCCAUCGAAUUCAGAGAAAAACCAAGGGAGGCCUGUUUUGACCCUGGCAACAUUAUGAACGCCAGUCGGACAGGUUAUGACUAUAAACUGGGAUCUCAGGUCUCCUACAACUGCCACCAUGGCUACACAACAGUGGGCGGGGAAACCAUCACCUGUGUCAUGGGGAAUGAUGGGAAGCCUGUGUGGGACAAGGCUCUGCCAUCUUGUAAAGCUCCAUGUGGAGGACAGUAUGGUGGCUCCGAAGGCGUUGUUUUGUCUCCUAACUAUCCUCUAAACUACACGACCAGACAGACCUGCUCCUACUACAUCACUGUGUCUCCACAGUUUGUGGUGUUUGGUCAGUUUGCAGUUUUCCAGACAGCGAUGAACGACUCAGUGGAGCUGUUUGAUGGAGCCAAUGAGAAUGCUCGAUUGCUCAGCUCCCUGGCUGGGUCACAUUCAGGAGAAACGCUGCCAUUGGCAACUUCCAAUCAGAUCAUGCUGCGGUUCAAUGCUAAGAGCGGCCAAUCAGCUAGGGGUUUUCACUUUGUCUACCAAGCCGUGCCUCGCACCAGUGACAGCCAGUGCAGUUCAGUGCCAGAGCCUCGGUAUGGCAGGCGGAUCGGUUCAGAGUUCUCUGCUGGCUCUGUGGUCCGGUUUGAGUGCAGUCCAGGCUAUCUGUUGAAAGGAUCCAGUGCUAUCCGGUGCCAGGCCGUGCCAGGUGCCCUAGCACAGUGGAAUGCGACAACACCAACCUGUAUAGUUCCCUGCAGUGGAAAUUUGACUGAACGUCGCGGCACAAUAUUGUCUCCUGGCUUUCCUGAGCCAUACCCAAACAGUCUCAACUGUCUGUGGAGGAUCCAUGUCAGUGAGGGGGCAGGGAUACAGAUCCAAGUGAUGACGUUUGCGACUGAACACAACUGGGAUUCGCUGGAGAUUUACGAUGGAGGAGACAUGACAGCUCCCAAAUUAGGGUCAUUUUCUGGAACAACUGCUCCCGCCCUCCUCAACUCAACGUCCAAUCAGCUCCUUCUCCACUUUCAGAGUGACAUCAGUGUGGUGGCAGCAGGUUUUCACCUAGAAUACAAGACUGUUGGUCUUACCACCUGUCCAGAGCCAAUGAUUCCUGCUAAUGGCAUUAAAACGGGGGACAGAUAUAUGGUCAAUGAGGUGGUAGCAUUUACCUGUGAACCUGGGUACGCAUUACAGGGCCACUCUCACAUUUCCUGCAUGCCUGGGACGGUGCGUCGAUGGAACUACCCACCGCCUCUUUGCAUAGCUCGGUGUGGCGGGGUGUUGUCUGAGAUGAGUGGUGUCAUCCUCAGUCCAGGUUUCCCUGGAAACUACCCAGGCAACCUGGACUGCACCUGGCAGAUCACCCUGCCAACUGGAUAUGGAGCCCAUAUUCAGUUCCAAAACUUCUCUUCUGAAGACAACCAUGACUUCCUCGAGGUCAGGGCUGGACCACAACACAGCUCUGCUCUUAUUGGACAGUUUACUGGCUCACAAAUCCCACCAACUCUGCUGAGCACAACCCACCUGACAAUCAUCCAUUUCUACAGUGACCACUCAGAGAACAGGCCGGGGUUCAAACUGAACUAUCAAGCCUAUCAACUUCAGAACUGCCAGGACCCUUUUCCUUUCCCCAAUGGUGACAUCAUCAACAGUGACUAUGGCGCUGGCCAAUCAGUAACUUUUCAGUGCUACCCCGGUUACGUGUUGAUUGGACACCCAGUACUAACAUGCCUGCAUGGGACCAACAGGAAGUGGAACCACCCGUUUCCACGCUGUGAGGCUCCUUGCGGCUAUAACGUCACAGCUGAAAAUGGAACCAUCUAUUCACCCCAGUAUCCCAACGAAUACCCCAACUCCCAAGACUGCAGCUGGCUCAUCACUGUUCCCCACGGACAUGGAGUCUAUAUCAACUUUACCUUAUUGCAGACGGAGCCUGUCACUGAUUACAUCGCCGUCUGGGACGGCCCGGAUACCUCCAGUCCUCAGCUUGGAGUCUUCAGUGGCAACACUGCAUUAGAGUCCGCCUACAGUACCAGCAUGAAAGUCUUCAUCCGGUUCCACUCAGACUUUUCAACUGGGGGAUUCUUUAUUCUCAACUUUCAUGCCUACCGCCUGAAGAAAUGCCCUCCUCCCCCUGCUGUGGAGAACGCAGAGGUGAUCUAUGAAGAUGAAGACUUCAAGAUAGGUGAUAUCGUGAAGUACCGCUGUUUACCUGGAUACACACUGGUUGGAAAGGCAGAGCUUAUGUGUAGACUGAAUUCCCAUUUGCUUUUUGAGGCCCCACCCCCAGCAUGUCAAGCCCAGUGCCCAGCCAAUGAGGAACGAUCUUCGUCAUCAGGAGUGAUACUGAGUCCCGGGUUUCCUAGCAACUACCCAAACAGCCAGACAUGCUCCUGGCUGCUACACAUGGUUCCAGGUUACACCAUCAAUAUAUAUGUAGAGAUGUUUCACAGCGAGAAACAGUUUGAUGAACUUGAGAUUUUUGACGGGUCCUCAGGACAGAGCCCAUUGCUUGUCGCUCUUAGUGGUAACCACUCAUCUCAGCUGAACUUCACAUCUAAAACAAAUCAGCUCUAUCUACGGUGGUCCACCGACCAUGCAACCAACAAGAGAGGAUUCAAGAUACGAUACUCAGCUGCCUACUGUAGCAUUAAUGACCCCCCACUGAAUGGGGGCGUGGUCAACCGAACCAAGCUCCGUCCAGGUAGCAGACUUCAGUUCUACUGUAACCGUGGUUUCCGCCUGGUAGGCUCAAGCAAUUCCACCUGCAGGCUCCAUCCAAAUGGGCUUUUCCAGUGGGAUGCAUCACCACCUUUUUGUCAAGCUAUCUCAUGUGGAAUCCCACAGUCACCGGGCAAUGGCAGCUUCCAUGCUAACCAGUAUACCGUUGGUAGCCAGGUCACUUACCACUGUAAGCACGGUUAUCAUCUCGACCCUGGUGUUCCAAUGACAGCCGUGUGUUUGGAGGAUGGCAGCUGGAGUAAUGCUGCCACAGCUCCAAGAUGUCUACCAAUCCACUGCCCAAGCGCUGAGGGCACCCUCUCAGAUCACAUGACCUACCGCCUGCUCUCUGGUAGGUUGGGAGAGUUUGGCUCUAUGGUGAUGCUUGAAUGCUCGACAGGAUACUAUUUGGGUGUGGGGCAUCGGACUCUUCGCUGCCUUGCCAAUGGGACGUGGGAGGGGUCAGAUGACCCAGCUACAUGCAAGAUCAUCUCCUGUGGUGAGCUUCCAUCUCCAGCGUUUGGGACCAAACUGGGGAUGCUGACCACAUUUGGAGCUACUGCAAUCUUUAUGUGUAACCAUGGUUACACGCUGGUGGGGUCACAUGUCAGAGAGUGUGGUGCUGAUGGUCUAUGGAGUGGUGCGGAGACCAGGUGUCUAGCUGGCCACUGUGACUCUCCAGAUCCUAUAGUCAAUGGCCACAUUAGUGGAGAUGGCUCCAGUUACCGUGACACAGUGGUGUACCAGUGCAUGUUAGGAUAUCGCCUAAUCGGCACAUCAGUCAGAAUCUGUCAGCAAGACCACCGGUGGUCUGGAACAACACCCGUCUGCGUCCCUAUUACCUGUGGUCACCCUGGCAACCCAGCCAAUGGGCGGACCAAUGGCAGCGAGUUCAACCUCAAUGAUGUUGUCAACUUCACCUGUAACAGAGGUCACGUCCUCAGUGGAAACACUCGUGCUCAGUGCCGACUCAACGGGCAGUGGAGCAGCCCCCUACCUGUCUGCAAAGUGGUGAACUGUUCAGACCCUGGCCUGGUGGAAAAUGGCGUUCGCCAAUCUGGCCUACGUUAUCCAGAAGUCUUCAGCUAUGGUGUAACUGUGGCCAUCCACUGUAAACGAGGCUUUUACCUCCUGGGCUCAGCGCUCCUCACAUGCCAGGAUGAUGGACGAUGGGACCGACCAAUCCCUCAUUGCCUUGCUAUUUCCUGUGGUGACCCCGGUGUACCCCCUAAUGCAGUAGUGUCUGGAACCCGCAGCUGGACGUACAGUUCAGAGCUGCAGUACUCCUGCCUGCCUGGAGGGGUGUUGGUGGGCAACGCAACUCGCCACUGUCAGGAGGAUGGCACAUGGAGUGGAGCGCCACCAUACUGCACUGGUAUAAGUCCAGGAAUCUGUGGAGACCCAGGGAUGCCUCCCCAUGGUGCCCGUCUGGGAGGGGAAGAAUUUAAAACCAAGAGCCUGCUGCGUUUCAGCUGUGAGGCAGGAUAUAGUCUUAGUGGCUCAGCAGAGAGGACCUGCCUUCACAAUGGCACCUGGAGCGGCACGCAGCCUGUCUGUCAAGCUGUAUCCUGUGGUAACCCUGGCACCCCAGCACACGGCAGAAUUGUCUUCAGUGAUGGCAUCACCUUCGGCAGCUCGGUGGCUUACGCAUGCUGGGAGGGCUUCAAAACAUCAGGCCUGACCACCAGACACUGCACAACAAACGGAACAUGGACAGGACAGCCCCCAGACUGCACUGUGAUCAGUUGUGGGGACCCUGGGCCACUAGCCAAUGGGAUCUAUCUAGGAAGAGAGUUUACUUACAACCAUACAGUGAUCUACCGCUGUAACCCUGGUCACCUGAUGGAACCACCUGGACCUGGACGCAGCCUUCUGCGCUGCACUAAAGAUGGAACCUGGAACCAAACCAAACCCAGCUGUAAAGUGAUCCAGUGUGGACCUCCUCCUCAAGUACAUCAUGGGAAGGUGGAAGGAACCGACUAUUCAUGGGGAUCAAGUGUUAGCUACAGUUGUUUCCAUGGUUAUCAGAUGUCCACGCCUUCUGUGUUGACAUGUGAGGGGAAUGGGACGUGGACAGGAGACGUACCACAAUGCCUGCCUGCACUGUGUGGAGAUCCGGGCUCUCCUGGAGGAGGAUUCAGAGAGGGGAACGUCUUUUCCUUCCGGUCAGAGGUCAGGUUCUACUGCCAUACACCCUACUUGCUGGUAGGCUCUGUCUCCAGAGUUUGUCAAGCUGAUGGGAUUUGGAGUGGCCAGCAACCAGCCUGCAUAGACCCAGCCUUCAACAGCUGUCGUGACCCAGGAACUCCAGCCUACGGUAUCCCAGUCAUGGCCCAGGGCUUUCAGGUUGGAAGUAAAAUUUCCUUCAAGUGCCGCAAAAACUACCACAUCCUUGGUUCCACCACAAGAACUUGCCUAGAAAACCUCACCUGGAGUGGAACUCAACCUGAGUGCAUAGCGCAUUCAUGCAGACAGCCAGAGACCCCCAGUAAUGUAGACGUUCGAUCCAUGGACCUUCCUACCUUGGGAUAUACGCUGAUCUACACCUGUCAAGAUGGCUUCUAUUUGGCGGGGGGAUCAGAGCACCGAACCUGCAAAAGUGAUGGGAGAUGGUCGGGCAAACCCCCGCUCUGUAAAGUUGGAGUGAAAGUCAAUCCCAAAAGCAGAGGCGAGUCAGAUGUCCAGAAGAACAAGAUUCGAGUUCCAGUUGACGUGUUCUCUCCAAAUUCUGAGUGGAGUGGGUUUUACGAGUAUCUGGGAAAGAGACAAGCCACCACAUUUACAGUUACUGGGUUCAACACUACCAGUGGUAGAGUUAACGUCACAUUACUGGAGACCAGUGGAGUGUCAAUCAGACUCUCAGGUACCUACAAGUCCGAGGAAAACCAACUGCUAUUGAAGGUCUACCAGGUGAAGGGGCCAACAGAGCAUUACCUCAGCAAGUUUAAAAAUGACAACUGGGCGAUGGAUGGAUAUGUCACUGCAGAAUCAGACCAGAAGACUUUUGUCUACCAAGGGCAUAUUCACAGUAAAGACUUUGGCAAGUUCCAUCUGACGAGGCUAGGCCCUGUAACCAUGGCAAUGGACCCGUCCAACCCCUACACAAACAGCAGCUCUGUGGCAGCAGCCAUCUUAGUCCCUUUCUUUGCCCUCAUCCUGUCUGGAUUUGCCUUCUACCUCUACAAGCACAGGACAUUGUCUGCUGACACAGAUGACAAUGAGAGACCAAAAGACACCUGGGGGCCUGGCGGCAGGACACGUCCCAAGGUCCAGUUCAAUGGCUAUGUCGGCCAUGAGAGCUCCAAUGGCCAGGCGUCAUUUGAAAACCCAAUGUACGACACCAACAUGAAGCCCACUGAGGCUAAAGCGGUUCGAUUCGAUACCACACUUAAUACAGUCUGCACUGUGGUAUAGUCCAACAAACUUGCCACAACCUAUACAGUGGUUCAGUCCAACCUCCCUGUCGCAGUCUGCGGUGUGGUUUCACCAAACAGAGAAGAAAGAACAAGCUUAAGAUCUGGACUCGUCACUGUGAGCAGCCUGUGUUGUAAUAUGCUGGUCCUCCAUCAGCAUAAUAUGCACAGUAAUGCAGCUCUGCUCCACCUCCUACGUGACCAUGGUCAUCACCUCUUCUGGUAGUCUGAAAGUGCAAAGUUGGAACCAGUGAACAAGGGAGUAGACAAUGACGACAUGUUGUUGUUCAGGAGAUCAAUGCUGAGACCAGAAUUCUUCUACGGCAAUGUGGCUCGAAAAAACACAGAACGAUGGUACAACUAAUUGAACUUCUUCCAAACCAUGCUGUCAGUGCAACUUCUGCAAAAUUCGAUCCCACCAACUUAUGAAGGGCCAAAGUCGCACGGCCACUUUAAAAACCCGCCAGUAGUGGUUUGCCCAACCUAACCCCAUACCCCACGCCAAAUUUGCACAGUGGUAUAGGCUAACUAACUCCCCUGCUGCAGGCCAGACAUGGGUUCAACCAAUGCUAGGUUUUACCCUCAGGGGAAGCACAUAGACUAUUCCACCCUCGAAUCCCCUCAAGAUAUCAAAUACUGAUUGGAUGGUUCAGACAUGUCAACACGAAGAACCAUCAUCGGUGCUGGACCAAAAACCUCCCACUGGAUUUCCAUCACGCUGGACUUGACAGGACUGAACUCUCUGACAGCUUACACAGUCUGACUGUACAGACUGGUGUAAAGAUGUCAACCAAAUGCAGUGACAGUUUCAACCGGACCAAUUCCUUUAAAGAAAAUUAUCCACGUCACGGUCAAAUAACAGUUGCAGAUAAGUUUAAAAUGUUUUAGCUUACUUGGAGAAUGAGGAUGGUUUAAUAGAGGAGAAAAUCACAGAAUCAGAUGAGUUGAGUUGUUGGAUUUCCAGAUAAGUUCCUGUGAUUGUCCUUGCCACUUACUGUAUUGCCUUUUAUGACAAUGUCUACUAACAGUAUUUGGCAAAUGAUUAGGCUAAAACAUGCCAAAUCAAGAAUUUGCAAAUGAUAUUUUCCCCUGGCCAGUAGAAGAACAUUUGAACUAGUUCUAGACAAGUUUUGGAUAAUUUCAAAUAUUCUAUAGAAUUACUACACACUUAAAAUCAGUGCUAUAUACAAUAUUCCACACUAGCACUCAGCAGACUAUGCUGAACCAGAAAACCAAUUGAGUUGCCGGGCCGGUGUACACAAUGGACUGGUUUUCCAGAGGCCUGUCUGAUACAAUCAAAGAGUCAGACAACUGAUUCUUGUUCUUGGACUAGCCAGGAAUCUGUGCUUGGUGGCUGAACAAGUGGAAGCCUGGAGGCAAUAAGCUGUCAAGAUCAUCGACUGCUGCAAUCAGCUGUGGCCAAAUCCAGGAAGUGAUUUGUCUUCUCAAAGCUGCGGUCGGGAUUAUCAGUCAAGUUAUGACUGAUUUCUUUUCUUUUUCUUUUUUUUCUUUUUUCUUUUUUUACUACAGCAUACUCUCCAGCCACACAAUCGGAAGUAGAUCAACAAACAGAUUAACAGACAGAUAUUAGACAGACGGACACAGACAAAUGGAGGGAAAGACACCUCUGUCAGUCGUGCUGGAAAAGAAAGACAAGGACAGGUUGCUAUGAAAACAGAGGCAUAUAGUUGUCUCUGAUUGUCUCUACUGGCAUUUUUCUUCAGUGAAGAUAUUGAUGAACAGAGUCCAUGUUCAAAAAACCCAGUGGCCCCAUGGGACUUCCCAAACCACUGCUGCUGGGGACCCCAAAAUAUAAACUUUAUAUAAACUCUUAAACCGCACAAAUUUUGCACUAGUGUGUUUUUCUGACUGGGUUAUGAAAAAAAUGAAUAAUUUUUGGGUCUGAAGUGGGUUUGAAAAAUGAGUCAUACAAAAAAGAGAAUUUUAUUCAAAAACUUCUAUCUUUAAAAAGACAACAAAAUGACUAAAUAAAUACAGGGUUACAGAGUGUUUGUAUAUACACAUUUAUAUUUCACGCUCCCUGUUAGCAGAAGGUGUGACCACAUGCUAUACCGUUGUUUCUUCUGUUGCCAUGACUACAUACGAGCCAACCAGAUAGUUGGGAUCAGUUUACCUGUGGACCUCCAAGCUUCUAGUGUCGCAUAAUGACACCACUUUUUUGCCAUUGUUGGAGCAGUGGCUGUUUCUGAAAGAUCAUACUGACUACUGCCAUUACUGUAAAAUAUAUACAGAAAGGCUCACAUCCAUAAAAUGUAGUGUGGUCCAUCUGAAACACUGGUGCCAUGCUGCUGGUUUUAUUUUCAGCCAUUAAACUUCAAUAUAAUUUUCUGAGAUACUGUAUAGUUCUUUUAAACGCGUACUAAAUAGUACACAAAUAUUAAACAGUAUUUCAGUAUGGGCUCAUUUUUCUUUCUUGGUCAUGUGUAAUAGUAGACAGUGUAAGCUUUCAGAAACAACAUGUGACAGAUUCUCUGACUCUCUUUAAAAAGAUGUGUUGUGUUUCCACGACUGCUCACAUUAUCACGCAUCAUCUUACAACCCAUCUGAUGCCCAUGACUCUGUUUCAACACACCUCUUUUAAAGAGCUCACAGCGUACAUGUGAUCUGUUGGAGAAUCGGUCAUUUAGGGCAGAGGACAAACUGAUACAGUAUGAAGACAACAUGCACAAUUACUGUUGUCAACAGUUAUCGCCCCAUGGAGCCCCUCCAUUGUUUGAGAAAUACCUCGUGUGCAGAGAGUAAGUUACAUCCUGCUUAUAAAUGCUGGAACCUCACUGCAACAAAUACACAAGCUUAGCGAGUGCGACCUUGCAUUCAGCUUAUUUCCUGGUGAUUGAAGUCAAAAUGCGCUAACACCCAUGAGUCUGCCGGAUCCAAGAAAAUUCACCUGUUUCGAAUCACUUGCCAAGCUUGUUAUUUCGCGCAGUGUCCUCUCAAAAAUAUUUUUAUUUUUUGAAAGAUGCUGCACUCGGUUUAGUUCACAGAUGUAACUGCUUUCAGUGUGUGUCUUCAGGCCUGUUUCUUGUUUGUUUAUUCACGCUCCACGCACACACAUUCUAGCAUUAGGUUUACACUUCAGGCAUUUGCUUUAACCUGCAUGGAUUUUAUUGUCCAAAUGAAUUGUCAUUUAUGUUCCACAUGUUUUCAAAGAUCCAGUCUCAGUCCAUCAAUCUGUCAUACCUACAAACAAUACAUCACAAAUCCAUUCUUUUACACAUAUGAUAUCAAAUGGUGGGUGUCAAAAAAUGAAAAUGUAAUUGAUUUAGUCCAUGAAACACAUUAUAUGACACAUGCUAUGUUCCAGCUGGAGACUCAAUUUGCAGUGGAUGUAGCCCAGAACUUAAAUACUGAAAGAGAGAAAGAAACAUUUGGCAUGAGAAGAUUGUCACAUCUAACUAUUGUGGAGUAACUGGGAGUGAAUUAACAAGAAAACUGUGGUUUCUAUUUACACUUUCAGCUCACUUAAUUGAAAAUCAGUCUACUCCAAAACCUGAAGGUCGCAAAUGAAAUGUCCUGAAACAGUAGUGAUUAUGUUCGGAAGCUUGAAUACGGGAUUUUGCUGCUAUUAUCAUAUCCAUUGUUAGCCUGUCAUUCACAGCCUCACAGUGUCAGGGUCAUGGACACUCAGCCAGAAACACAUACACAAUAAAGAUAUGCAGAUGUCUGUACAGGCUAUAAUACCGACAGUAGUUACAGAAUACGUCAAAAUAGAUGACAUAUUUAAAAUCUCUUCACAGAAAUAAACUAGACAUCUGUAAACAACAGCUGAGCAUCUGCUCACGAGAUAGUGAGCCUCCUCUCCUUUUAUUGCUGGAGUGCACCCAGUGACUCAGUUUUAAUUGAUUUAAUUAAUUCAGCUGAGACUUCCUAUGGAGUCAAGAGAGCAUAAUAGCACCUGCAAAUUAGAGGCUGCAAAGGUUUCCACAGGCGUAAUAAAAGGUCUCAUUUUUAACAAUUAAUGGCACACAUCUGAUCUUCCAGUGUGCCCAAACAAGAACUUCUACACUCUGCCUUUUCUCCCUUUUCCGAUUUCCCUGUUUGCUCGGGCAUGUAAAGAUCAGAGUGGUGCUGCAGCGGUUAGAUUUCAGAUCUUGUAUACCUGCAGAAAAUUGAAGAAGUGCAGAGUGCUUGACUCAGAUAUGGUGUAUCAAGGUGGAGGUGUAGACAAAGUCAGAGUCAACACAGCCCUAGAUCGCCAGAUUAGUGUGCCAUAAGUAACACAAUGAAAGAAUGUAUGUUGAUAAUGUGUUUAAUAAACUUAAUGUAGUAAUACAUCUGAAAAAAAGAUGCUUAUCAGAUGGAGGAUCCUCUGACAAAAUCUUACUAGAGUCUUAUUAGGAGUCUAGUUUGUGUUUCAGUUUAGGGCUGUGAAUAUAGUUUGAAAACUAAUACACUAGAUUACUCUUAAACAACUUAAAUAUUACAUUUUUUGAUUCAAUCCAUUAAAAAAAUCUGUUUCAACAGAAAAGUCUCCAAGGUCAGAGAAGUAGUACUCAAAAAGGAGACUGCGGUUGAACUAAUGAUAGGGAUAUUAAUUUAAUUGAAAGGCAUGCAAAUGAUUUAAUGUGCUAGAAAGUCACUCCUCUAUCCAAUCUCCUGUAUUUCCUCCAACAUACAAAUACUGAAAAAUAGGAGGCCUAAGAACCCUGAUUAAGAGCAUUUAAUCAGACAUGACUGGGCAUGAUCUGACAGUGAACUGUUGGUCACUGUAAGAUCAUGUCCUGUCAUGUCCAAUCACUUUCGGCUUCCUCAGUGUUGCAAAUUUUCUAACAAAGGACCCGACUGGUGCAAUGACAUCAUCUUGUUUGGUAUAUCUCUUUUGUUUAUAUCUGUUGGGAAAAAAAAAUGGGGGAACGACAACAUGGAGGCUGCACAUUCUGUAUAUGCUGAUACAGAGUGGAACAGUGAUUUAUAGCAGUACAAGUCUCUUCUGAGUCAACAUUUGAAAGUGAGAUGCACUUUUUUCCUCUUAUAAUGACACAUUCUCUGACACAUCACAAAAAGUUUGAUGAUUCUCUCUUCACUCAUUACUUUCUGAAAAAUAAUUUGUCUCGAAGUUUCCACAUUUGUCCUUCAUUUGGCGCCGUCAGCAGUCCCCACUGUUUUUAAAGUGCGACAGCUGGCUACAGGUUGAAAAAAAAAUGAUAAAACUACCCUCUAAAUUUUAAAAUGCCAAGGUUGUUUCAGCUUCUGAGAGUUUGCACAGUUUGAGGAGAAGUUUCCAUAUUCGUCCCUCACUUUCUCUAAAGUGGUAUUGUCAGCAGUCCUCAUUGAGACAAAGGGGCCCAGAUUGCCGCAAGCUUGAAAAAUCCCAGCUAAAGUUGUAAAUGUCACACAUUGCCUCUCCACAUAGUGUAGCAUGGCAGAUUUUUUUUUUUAAUUUAUUUUUCUUCCCCUCUGUGGACUCUUAAAUACAGAAAAGAUUUAAUGCAGAUAUGAGAUGCAUCUAAAUUACAUCAAGAUGGGGUCUAAUCACUGGUGCAGAUACACCCACAGAGGACUGCAGGGUGGUGGCAGUAAACUUGUGUUUGGAGAGAAACUGCAUCAGACAUUUGUUCAUAUGUGGCUCAGCAGCCAUACAGACCUAUAGAUAGAUAUUUAUCUGCUUGAUCUGUAUGGCCAGAUGGAAAUCUUACCUUCACGUGCGUGUGUGUGUCAUACACACAUCCAGUAUAUCUGGGCUGCUUCAGGUUUCAGUGUGUAGGGUAAUCGAAUUUAGACAUUCUGUAUUCAGGGGCUUUGUUUCACCUUCUUCUCCAUAGUCUGGAUAGGACAAACUUCUCAUGUCAUUCGUUCAGCAGUACAGCUUUGUAGAAAAAUCUACAACCUUGUGUGUCUGAGCUGAGCGUGAGCUGACUACAGCCCCGCUUCACCGAUCAGUGCAAACGAUGAAUAAUUGUCAUUUCGGCACAUGGCAGCUUGUAGACUGGGACACCACAGAUAUUAGCGGCAUAUUCACACGUUACGGUGACACGUUCUCAGCAACACAUAUUGCUUAUAAAUGUGAACUGAAGAUAUCAUUUUAUUUUUGUUCCAAAUGGCACAGAGAUAUGCCACAGUCAUCGUUGAUGUUUUCGUGUUUUUAAGCAUCACAGUCGCCGCCAUUCUCGCCACCGUCACCUCUCGCCAUCAUCAUCAUCAUGUGCUGCUGAACUUGAAGUAGGUGCAAAAGAAAAAAAAUUUUUUGUACAGAAAUCUAUUUUUUAUGGAGAAUUUGUAAAAAAACAAAACAAACAAACAAAUUAUUAAACAUGCUGUACUUUUUAUGAUUAAUGAUGUAGGUACAACGAAAUCUUGUUCAUUAAAGUCAAUGUUUUUACUGUUACACGCCAUGUAAAAAUCUAUGGUUCAAACUGAGUAUCAAAUAUCAAAAAUGUCAUAUAAUCUCUUUUGUCCAUUACGGCUGCUUUUAUACAGGAACAGGAAACCUCGCAGGGACCCGGAGUUAAUUCUCUCCAUGCCGCAGAGACACUUAUCUCUGGGGUCACACCUGUGAAAACAUUUGCUAUUCACAAUCUAAAACACUUAAGUCUUAUAAAACGACGUGUCAGUUCCAACUCCUCUACAGAAUAUGUGUCUUCUGAUCUUCAACAUUUUUUCAAGUGAGCAUCCAGAAAAAAAAUAGUCCAUUAUGUAAUGUUACAUCAAUUUAAGGCGGCUUCUUACUCGGCAGCUGUGCCCUGAGAGACGCCUGAGCAUUGACAAUUUCUCACAUUAAAAUAUCUUGUUUACGUUCCUUUUAAAAAAAGAAAGAAAAAAAAAAAGAUUUCAAGUUG
Acanthopagrus latus (yellowfin seabream) is the source of this 18049-nucleotide messenger RNA. RefSeq names its product CUB and sushi domain-containing protein 1-like. The coding region runs from base 412 to 11253 and encodes 3613 amino acids. The transcript has 75 exons. Lineage: Eukaryota; Metazoa; Chordata; Actinopteri; Spariformes; Sparidae. The record is from RefSeq and is a predicted model, not a curated record.